AUGAUUCAGAAAGUUUCGCCGUUCGAUCUAUUUGCGAACAGCGACAGUCAGAGUGAUGAAGGUAUAGAGGGGUUGUUAUCUGAAUAUCAACACCAUUUAGAGAAAGCACAUAAGCAGAGAAAGAAUUAUUUAGAAAAAUCAAACACGAAAAACAAAGUGCCUCCGCUGCCGCGACAUGAUCAAUUUUCGAAAGCGAAAACGAAUGUCGACAAACACGACGACUUUGUUUUGACUAACAGCUUUUAUAAUCCAACUGCUUAUAAAUUAACUCCAUCAUUCAAUAACCCAUUAGAUGUCUUUAUUCCUAUUAAUUCAAAGGGAAAAUAUAUGAAUAAACAAGAAUCGACAAUAGAUUCAAAAGGUAACCGUGAAGAAUAUCUACCAUUCGAAAACAUUGUGUUCAACGAAAAGAAAAUAAUAGAUUUGCCACCUAUUUUACAUAAAUCAUCUUUGGAUCCAAUUAAAUCGUCGUGUUACUGUAAAAGUGGGCACAUUCCUUGUGACUGUGGUUGCAAACAAUGUGUAGUUCGUAUGGAUACUACCUUUAAGGAUACCUUGGAGCAAUUGAAAAUGCACUCAUCUGAUGAUAAGAAAAAAUCUAUAUUGCAACACUUAUCACCAUUCGAAAAUACUUUUAAAAAAUCGGAUUACAUCAAUGACGAAAACAUGAAAGAUAUGUUAACAGACAAUGCCCUUAAUAUUCGUAUAAAAAUUGAUCUACAAUUACCAAAACCUCAAGAGAUCUUGUCAAGAUUCUCUAAAAUUCACAAUCAUGAUAGAAUGUUUGAUUUUGAUGAUGCUGUAUCUAAUGAACUAAACAGUGGCGUACAUUUGCCAUUUCCCUAUUUCAAUUUCCCUGUUCCUAUGGAACUUUUAGGUUACAAAAGAGCGACAAAAUACAGUAAAGAUGAGUCUAGUUCCCCAGUACAUAAAAUAACAAUUCAUAAAAAGAAAAAGUCCAGGGCAAACAAUAACAAUAAGAAACAUCGCAAGAAAGUUAUAACUUUCCACAACAUUAAGGUAGAACAGCAACCAUUGUUCCCCAACCACUUUAAUGAAACAAACAGUGACACGCUUAAGAAUGACUACAACACCAACACAACCAACGAUACUAAUGUACCAUCUUCAAAUGUAUUACAAUUAGAAAUUAAUUCUAUGAUCAAUAAAACUGAUGAUAUCUUAAACGAAACUCAGACAGAAGAAAGUAUUUAUUGGAUGGUUAAUAUUACAAAUAAUAAUUCUUAUAAUGGAACAGAAGACGGUCAUAAAAUCGAAAAUAGUAUCGAAACUGAUUUCCCAAAAAAAAUCACUAAUACUACUUCAAAACUGCCAUCUUCAUCAACACGUAAAAAACGCGACAUCUCAAUAGUUCCGCAACCAACGAAAGACAAUAUAAGUAAAGAUAAAAGCAACGGGAAGAAAGCAGACAAAAAUAUUUUAAGCGAUGCAGAAUUGUUAUAUUGGCCUUCUGUAACUCGUAGCAAGGAAACUAUCGAAUCAAAAAGUAUUACAACUCUGAUAUUGGAAAACGAACACAAGAAGUCAAAGAUAAAUAUGAGUAAAGACAUAAUUCAUGCAAACCACACCAGAGUUCUGGAACAGGCAAUAUUUGGUAAUGUGGACUGGGACGACGUCGAAGCUGUUGCUCCAGCUUUUAUGUCCUUUGUGGGAAAGUAUAUUCGAGGAGUAUUAACAUUUUGUUCCCACAAAGUUUGCCAUUCUAUGAAGUGCGCGAAUAAAACGUGUCUGCAUAGAGUUUGCAGGCCGUCAGAUAGAUUGAAUAACCGAGGACAUUGUGCCGGGACUAACAGUACAGAUAGCCUAGCAUCGAUGGAAUCAAUCAUGGAUUUACCUUCAAAUAUAGCAUUUGAAAUUGUUGAUAUUCUGCAAAACAAAAUGCUAGGAAAAAUAUUUGGGAAAGCAACAUUUUGUAUUAACGCCAAAUGUAUCACUCUAGCCGCAUCUAAAAAGAAUUUUGUGAAAUCUCGAUGUUCCAUCAAGGAGUUAAACGCAGCUGGCCAUUGUUCGAAUGCUAAGACCGUAAAAAUUAUGACAUCCGUACUAGCUGUCGCUAUGCUCGUUUCUAAGAUCUUCACCGUGCUAUUUAUCUUAUGUUCAGUGCAGUGUUGCAUAUGCAAACCAACCAUACAAAAUGAAUUAACCGAGGGCCGCAGUAUCAUGACAUCUAUAUGGGGUUGGAUUACAUAUCCGUUUUACUGGUGGAGCUCUGGCGAAGUCGACCAGCCGGUAACAGAAAAGCUUCUAGGAUCGACGACAUUGGAUCCCAAUGGAGUUGUAGACAUCAGGAGUCACAACGUGACUAUUUGGUGUAACGAUCAAACUUGUACAACAAUGAAGUGCGAUCAGUGGCAAUGUAAAAACAUUACUUGCAACAUUUAUGACACAGAUUUUAGAGGAGAAUGUAGAGAGUAUAAUAUUAUAACUGAGUCUGAACCUUCUGUGACGAAGACACCAGAGACUACAACGAAAGUUGAUGUACCGGAUAAAACAACAACAGAAAAGCUUGAAAUACGAGAACCUGCUGGCGUUAUUGAAGCUACUGUGGAAAAUGAAACUGAAAAAGUUAUAACAACAGUAGAGCAGCCUCUAGAACUAGAAGCGGUAAUGUCGUCUACCAUAGACCAAGCAGACCAAGAUAAUAUUUCUAAAGAAAAAGUUCAACCAGCGAGUGAUUCAAGACAGAAUGUAACACCACAGAAUUAA
Messenger RNA from Spodoptera exigua (beet armyworm), 2724 nucleotides. Lineage: Eukaryota; Metazoa; Arthropoda; Insecta; Lepidoptera; Noctuidae. The record is from the annotation of a GenBank genome assembly.